AUUAUUUUUAAUUGAUUGGAUUAACAAUGCAACUGCUGUGUGCUAUACCAAAAAACUUUAAUCCAAAUUCCACAGCUUGUGACAUUUCAUGUUUUGUCAUAUAUAAAUGAAUAAAUAAACCGGAAUAUGCUGUGAAUAUUUAGUGAUUUGGAAUGUUGACAGCCUUUGUUCUGUUAUCAUAACUCCAUACUACUUUGUGCAGUAAGGCUCUGGUGAUGUGAUUGAAUUUCACUGCAUUAAUGCGGCUGGAGGCUUGCCUCAGCCUCUUGAAUGUUUUUGUGUAUGCUAAAAUUAUUCAUGCAUUACUAUUUGUGAUGUAAUUAUUAUUCAUACCUGUUUGUUGGUAUAAAUAGUGACAUUUUUGUACAUUGAGGGAGUGAAAAACAUUCUGAUAAGAAAUUAGAGAGAUUGCUGGUUGGGCAAAUUGAUUGCGUGAAGAAGACAAAGCAGCUGCAUGAGUUGGUCCACUGGAGAUUGUACAUCUUCACAGCAUUCUUAGUUACAGCAAUUUUUUUAUCCAGUUAUGCUACUCAAUACUGUUGCAUUACUAUUAGGAGUGGAACUUAUUCUGCUCUACUCUGGAUUGGCAGAUGGUGUUAUCACUAACUUUCAGUGUACUGAUGGGCCAGUAUGUGCAGGGGAUAGCAUAGAAUGCAGGUGCACAACAGAUACUGGCACUUUAGAAUGGUUCAUAAGUUACAGCCUAGUAGAACCUUUAAAGUGGAACCUAAUCCCAGUAGUUUCGUUUUUUAGAAACAAAACUGAGUCUGAAGGAUAUUAUGGUUAUAAUUUCACAUUUAAUACAACUUAUACAGGUCUGAACACUUCAAUACUGACCUUUAAUCUUAAUCACUCUGAGAGUGUACUCAUUGAAUGUGCAAAUGGAGAAGUGAUUCAUAAAAUGAACACAACAGUUACUGAUUUAGGUUAUUAUGCAAAAGCACCGACAAACUUAACAACAACCUUCAAUCCAAGUCGAAUUACUUUAGAAUGGGAGGACACUGGGAAUAACUGUACUUCUACUGUGUAUCAAGUGACACUUAAUGCUACAAUGACCAGUGAAUUGACCUAUCAUAAUACUAACAAGACAACCAUAUUUAUAAACUCAAGUGAACUAAACAUAACAGAAGUCUAUACAUACACUGUUAGAGGGUGGAAUGGACAGCAAAGUAACAUCAGUAACCCAUUCACACUUGGUCCUAUUAAUGUGACAGAUGUCGUUAUAAUAAAUGUAACUGAAGCUAUUAAUACUGAUCCUUGUAAGAAUAAUAGUUGCUGUGCUAAUGUUACACUGAAUAUAAUACUGGAAUUAUCAGAAUCAGAUACAAGUUUGAAGUAUCCAAUCCAGAACUACAGCAUAUCAUACCAUUCCAUUACCGAAAAUAUGGCAGUAACAUAUAAAUUUCGUGCAACAGUGUUAAUGCCUGGAGUAGUACUAAAAUACAAUGAGGCCUAUUGCCUUACAGUUACACCAAUGAAUAAUUUCAGCACAGGAGAGCCAAAAAAUGUUAACAUAACGAUUGAUGAAUAUCAAUGUCCACCAUCAGAAAAUAAUGGAAAUGGUGGCUUAAGUGCAGGAGCAGUGGCCGGAAUUAUCAUUGGAGCCAUAGCUAUCAUAGUUACACUAUUUUUAGUAGCUACCAUAUAUUAGCUAUAUACAAAUACAGAUAAAUAAUAUUAUUUUAUUUAAGUAAUUUUUAAAUUUAUUAUGUACUAAGAGUACAUCAUGUGUAAAAAAAGAAUUG
Molecule: messenger RNA, 1745 nt
Organism: Amphimedon queenslandica
Lineage: Eukaryota; Metazoa; Porifera; Demospongiae; Haplosclerida; Niphatidae
Exons: 7
Coding region: 524-1651 (375 amino acids)
Molecular function (GO): protein binding
Source: RefSeq, a predicted model, not a curated record